Messenger RNA from Aspergillus alliaceus, 3809 nucleotides. It is a transcript of the gene aof2, whose product is annotated as putative lysine-specific histone demethylase Aof2. The record is from RefSeq and is a predicted model, not a curated record. Bases 352 to 3729 code for a protein of 1125 amino acids. Gene Ontology annotation, molecular function: oxidoreductase activity; protein binding. Lineage: Eukaryota; Fungi; Ascomycota; Eurotiomycetes; Eurotiales; Aspergillaceae. The transcript is spliced from 2 exons.
CUACUACCUAGUCCAGGGCUAUGUCCUCUAGGGUUACACCAAAUGUGAAAGGAAAGUGAUGGGGUCGGACACUAAGUAUCUUCCUUGCCCCCAAUAACCCCUCGAACUACAUCUCAGGACAUCGUACAUCCCCAUCAAGCUUCUUUCCUUCCUACUACCAACGGCUCCCGAUGAGUGGACCCACAAUGGGAUGAAAAGUUGAGAUUUGAGACUUUUAUAUUCCCAAGUGAUGGAAGUGUUGCGUGUACCAACAGGCUCAGUAUAUUUUAAUUACCUUUACUGGAUUGGCCAAAAGUCGACCUUGUUGCUACAACGCACCCCAGCGAGGAAGUGACGCCCCUUGCCAGCAGUAUGGAAGCCGCGGCUUCCUUGACAACGCAGGGCCUAAAUGGCCAUCUUUAUGAGCCCACCACUCAUUUAGACCAAUAUAUCCCAACGAACUUCGGAUUCAAUGGUAGGAGACAUGUCACAUUGCUGCCAUCAAACCAGGCCCUGCCGAAGUCCGGUCUACAGCUGAACGCUACCAUAAAGAAGGUUUAUGGCUCGCAUUUCAAUAACGACCGUAAUCAAAUCAAUGUCUCAAAAUUGUAUUCUCUCCCAAAUGGAAAUUCGAAUGCAGACUUUCGGGAAGAUAGAUCGGCUUUGGAGGGCGCUGACUCUAGUUCACAAAGUACAGACGUGUCUCUGGAUGCUUCUGCUAAUGCGGUCUAUGGUAGUUCGAACAGUUCAGUCACGACUGCUUCGUUCACGCCUCAAUCAAGUCAAAGCAAAUCAACGUUUCCGUUAACUAUGAAUAACACACUCUCUGCAUCUUCUUCCGCUACAGACACUAAAAGCGCAGAUAGUGGGAAUGGAUUCGCAAAAUAUCGCCCAAGAUCAUCGAUACCUUUAGGACUCCCAACUGGCGUUUACGCUCAGCAAUGUGUUGCGGCAGCUUAUGCGUCCAGACUCAAUCCGUACGCGCUACACGUCAAAGAGCAGGAAGCGCUCCAGGACCACCUGUGUCAUCUGCACGUUACGGUAUACUUGAACAUACGAAAUGGUAUACUUCGACUCUGGACACGAAAUCCCAUGGUAAGCGUUACCAAGGAGGAAGCCCUUGGGUGUGCGAAGGACUACCGUUGGAUGAACCUGGCCUCUUUUGCGUAUGAAUGGCUGGUGCGAAAUGGAUAUAUCAACUUUGGCUGUGUCGAGAUACCGAUGCGCUUCGUGACCCCAAAGGUAGGCCGGCGCAAGCACGGACCCGUGAUAGUCGUGAUUGGAGCGGGGAUGGCAGGAUUAGGUUGCGCACGGCACUUGGAGGGUCUAUUCCGUCAUUAUCGCGACGCGUCUACAUCCCCUAGGGUCAUCUUAUUAGAAGGAAGGCGCAGAAUCGGAGGUCGUAUAUACUCGCACCCUUUGCGAAGCCUUCAGUCGUCUAAAUUAGGCUCCGGACUAGUCCCUAAGGCCGAGAUGGGUGCGCACAUAGUUGUUGGCUUCGACCAUGGUAAUCCGUUAGAUCCAAUUAUUCGGAGCCAGUUGGCCCUUCCAUAUCAUUUAUUACGCGACGUCUCGACGAUCUAUGACAUAGACGGUUCACCGGUGGAAGAAAUGCAGGAUGCAAUGGAUGAGAGGCUAUAUGAUGAUGUCCUUGAGCGUUCCGGGUUUUAUCGACUUAAACCCACUGUCGUUCCUUCUGCGGAAGGCGAUCGGUCAUUGAUUGACUCCGGUCGCGACCUGUCAACAAGCGAUGGUGUUACAGUAAGACAAUACGAAGAAGCAAGGGCUUCCGGUACCAUCGGCUUAUUGCUUCCUACAAAGCGUGUCCGCCGAGGCGUAGGUCAUAAAACUGCAGAUAUUACGGCUCCUGGUGUUCCGGGCGCAGAUAGUACACGCCCAGAGGAGCAUCCAGCAGCUUUCAUGUGUCAGACGAACGGCUGGAGGUUAAACAACGGCGUCUCGAUGAAUGACACUUUAAACCUGGAUCCUGUCGCUAAAGCAUCGUCCUCGCAAACACUAGGUGCUGUGCUAGACGAUGGCAUUCGGCAAUACCAGCGGAUGCUCCCGCUGACUCCGAAAGAUAUGCGGUUGAUCAACUGGCACUUUGCCAAUUUGGAAUAUGCGAAUGCGACAAACGUCCGUAAUCUUAGCCUCUCUGGGUGGGACCAAGAUAUAGGAAAUGAAUUUGAAGGCGAACAUGCGCAGGUAGUAGGUGGAUAUCAGCAAGUGCCGUACGGACUGUUCUCAUUACCCACGAAACUGGACGUUCGAACGAACAAGAUUGUGUCUAAGAUAUCAUACGACCCUACCGAUUCAGGAAGGCAGUUCGCAGUUAUCCACUGCGAAGAUGGCGAGACAUUUGCAGCAGACAAGGUGAUCUUCACCGGCUCCUUGGGCGUUUUGAAGCAUGAAUCUGUACAGUUUGAACCUCCGCUUCCCGAAUGGAAACGCGGGGCCAUCGAUCGCCUCGGCUUCGGAGUGCUGAAUAAGGUGAUUCUGGUGUUUGACCAGCCCUUCUGGGACACUGACCGGGAUAUGUUUGGGCUUCUGCAGGAACCGCCAAACCAAGAUAGCACAAACCAAGAUGAUUACGCUGCUAACCGGGGUAGAUUCUAUCUUUUCUGGAAUUGUCUGAAAACCACCGGACUCCCCGUCCUGAUUGGUCUCAUGGCUGGAGAUUCCGCUCUUCAAGCAGAAAGCACACCCGACCAUGAAAUAAUCGCUGAGGUGACUAGCCAGCUCCGCAACGUUUUCAAAGACACAGCCGUUCCCGAUCCCCUUGAGACCAUAGUUACCCGAUGGAAGUCGGACAAGUUCACUAGGGGCACAUACUCCUACGUGGCGGCACAGGCACGUCCAGGCGAUUACGACCUGAUGGCUAAGCCAAUUGGCAACCUACAUUUUGCAGGAGAAGCAACAUGUGGCACUCACCCAGCCACCGUCCAUGGCGCAUAUAUAUCCGGACUGCGAGCAGCCUCAGAGGUGAUCGAAUCCAUCCUAGGCCCCAUAGAGCUACCAAAUCCCCUCGUACCACGGAAGGGGAAAUCAGAGCCCGUCAUCCCGGCAGCAACAGCAGCAGGGCAAAAGCGAAAGGAACCACACACACCUGCAGCACCAUCCGUCCCCAAUCCAGCGAAACCAACCACAUCACCCCGUCAACAAGCCUACGAACAAGCAAUGUGGGUCUUCAUCCAAUCCGAAAUAGGACCUCCAUUGCCCCGUCCCACAAGAGUAGGCAUAAACCCCUUCCUCCUCUACCAGAAAGACCACCGGAGCAUGUGCCGCGCACAAUGCGACGAAACUUACCAAGCCCUAAGGAAUGACCUCAACGUCCGGGCUGCUCACCACGAGGUCCAGCAGGCGCUCGGGCAGAUGUGGCGGGAGGCCAGCGAGGAGGAAAAACGCCCGUAUAUCGAGCAGUCAGAGGUCAAUCGACAGACCAACGCCGAAUUGUGCAGUCGGUGGAAGCAGCAAAUGGCCGAGUGGGAGAAGAAGGCGGAGGCGUUGAAGGUGAAAUGGUGUGCGGCUCAUCCGUUUGAAAGCUGGGGUUUGGAUUCUGCGAUGAUAACGCUGACACCUGGUAUGUCGACUGGUGUGAGAGUUGCUUCUGCUUCUGCUUCUGCUUCUGAUUCCUCGUCUUUUCCUUCACUGGGGCUGUCUACAAGCGAUCGGGGCCAUGGAGCAACAACUGCUACGCCUAUUGGUCCUGGGAUAGUUGUGAACGACUCGAUGCAUAACUCCAAUACAUGAAUAGUUGGUGCACUCUGUGUGGACAGUUUUGCUUCUAUCAUGAAUUCGCAUAAGAGUUGAUGCAUUAUUAGAGAUAGAAG